This is a messenger RNA of Ascochyta rabiei, 2207 nucleotides long. RefSeq lists its product as uncharacterized. The transcript is spliced from 3 exons. Lineage: Eukaryota; Fungi; Ascomycota; Dothideomycetes; Pleosporales; Didymellaceae. Gene Ontology annotation, cellular component: U1 snRNP; commitment complex; U2-type prespliceosome. Bases 1 to 456 code for a protein of 151 amino acids. The record is from RefSeq and is a predicted model, not a curated record. Gene Ontology annotation, molecular function: protein binding. Gene Ontology annotation, biological process: RNA processing; mRNA 5'-splice site recognition.
AUGUUGCCUACUGGGCGCGGUGCCAUUGCGCUUGUCGAGUACACGGGAGAGGAGGCUGCACCUGAGAUUAGGAAGCUCCUCAGCGCAGUGGUCGAGAACGAAGAUGAGUUCGACAGAUGGGAGGCAAUCGUCACUCGCGCCUCUGAGCUCGAGGGCGGCGUCACCCGUAACUCGAGUCCUUCCGCGAUUGAACUCGUGCGCAAUGUCUACGACUGCUUCCUCCAAAAGUUUCCGCUUUUCUUUGGGUACUGGAAGAAGUACGCCGAUCUUGAAUUCGCGAUAGGAGGCACGGAAACCGCGGAGAUGGUGUACGAGCGUGGUGUGUGCGCCAUCACCACCUCCGUUGAUCUGUGGGCCAACUACUGCACCUUCAAGAUGGAUACAUGCCACGACAACGAUAUCAUUCGAGACCAGCAGCAAGCACCUUGUGGGUUGGCGAUGCGCGUUCAGGUCUGAUCUAGUGCCGCUUCAUGCCGCUUCUUGCGCUACUUCGUCCCUCACCGCACCUGUUGCAUUGCGUCAAGUUCAUUGCGCAUCCUCGAGACGUUUGAAAGUCAACGGUCUGGUUUCUUUGGGAACUCUGAACCCUCUCUGCAAGCUCAACUCCUCUUCCUCCUCCCACCCUUUUCCCGUCUCGACUUAACGAUACUGACGUUUUAGACUUUUCGAGCGAGGAGCCCACUUCGUCGGCCUUGACUUCCAGAGUCACCCUUUCUGGGACAAGUACAUCGAAUUCGAAGAGCGGGUGCAGGAGCCUGCAAAUGCUACAAAGAUCUACAGCCGUGUCUUACUCCUUCCUAUCUACCAGUUCUCCCGCUACUACGAGAAAUUUACCGCCCUAAUCGGUACGCGACCAAUCGAAGACCUUGCCGAGCCUGAGACUCUCGAGACCAUCAAGAACGCAAUCCAAUUAGAGAAUCAAGGAUACCCCGAGAAGGCUCCUCUAGAGCUUGAGCGACAGCUUCGCGAGAAGAUUCACGCAUACUACUACGAGUCGUACUCGCGCACGCAGCAAGAUGUCCAAAAUCGCUGGAACUUCGAGCAGGCCAUCAAGCGUGCAUACUUCCACAUCACGGAGCUCGAAGAUGCUGAACUCGACAACUGGCGCAAGUAUCUCGAUUAUGAAGAAAAGCAGGGCGACUUCGAGCGCACGUCGUUCUUGUACGAGCGUUGCUUGGUUGCCUGUGCGCUCUACGACGAGUUCUGGCUGCGAUACGCACGAUGGAUGUUCUCCCAAGGAAAGGAAGAGAAUGCGCGCAUCAUUUAUAUGAGAGCCAGCUGCAUAUUCGUGCCUAUCGAGGCCCCCACCAUCCGCCUCAAUUGGGCACGUUUCGAAGAGAAGCUCGGUCGCAUCUCAGUCGCCCGUGAGAUCCAUACAGCCAUGCUCGAGCAAGCCCCAGAACACGUUGAGACCAUUGUCUCCCUUGCUGGUCUGGUGCGAAGGCACGAGGGCAACGACGAGGCCGUAAAGGUUCUCGAGGAGUACAUUGGCCAACGCAACAAUCAGGUUGGUGGUGUUCUGGUUGGCGAGCAAGCACGCAUCCUGUGGCAGUGCAAGGGUGCGGUAGACGAGGCCCGCCAGGCCUUCAAGGACAAGCAUCAGAAGUUCUUGGAUUCGAGGGAUUUCUGGCACAAAUACCUGCAGUUUGAGAUCGACCAGCCUUCUUCUGACCAGGAAGAGGCUCACAAGCGGGUCAAAGCGGUGCACGAUCUGGUGCUCGCCAAAGGACGCCUCUCACCAGAAGCAUCGAAGCAGCUGUCACACUUUUACAUGGCCUUCCUGCUCAAUCGUGGAGGCAAGGAUGCUGCGGAGGAAUACAUUAAGCUGGAUAAAGAGGUCAACGGGUAUGUAUCAUCUGCUUCAAGCGAUCCCUCCCCAUCCCAUCCCUCGAAACGGAAGAAGCAGCCUCACAACGCAGCAAACAAGCGUCAACGCAAGUGAUUGCUGCGACACGUUACCAUAUAAUAUGAUGGAGCCGCGUGUCUUCAGUCAAUUUAGCAUGCCAGCACUGCCCUAGACACUUUAUCACUUCGUUUGUUCGUAAUCCUCGCGUUUGCUCAUUGCUAGCGAAAUGUAAUACACCUCGAUACUCUUCUCUUAUUUGACUCUGCUGACCUGGAAACUCGACUAUAGUUCCAAGCCUUCCGAAGAGACUGUGGUCCCGAGCACCACGCCUUCGAAGCCCACCCAUCGUACACGCUUCUAG